Daldinia childiae is the source of this 987-nucleotide messenger RNA. Its product is annotated as L-threo-3-deoxy-hexylosonate aldolase. Gene Ontology annotation, molecular function: 4-hydroxy-tetrahydrodipicolinate synthase activity. The transcript has a single exon. Lineage: Eukaryota; Fungi; Ascomycota; Sordariomycetes; Xylariales; Hypoxylaceae. The record is from RefSeq and is a predicted model, not a curated record. The coding region runs from base 1 to 987 and encodes 328 amino acids.
AUGACUGCCCCCAACAGCGCCGAGGCCAAUGGUCACACGACCAUCAGACGACCACUACCAUGUGGUAUCUAUGCUCCCACUAUGACCUUUUUCGAUCCCGAGACCGAAGAGCUCGAUAUCCCUACUAUCAAAAAGCAUGCCGAACGUUUAGUUAAAGAUGGACUAGCUGGCUUGGUCACUAUGGGUUCCAACGGGGAAGCUAUUCACUGCACACGCGAUGAAAAGGUAGCUGUGACACGUGCCACCAGAGAAGCUCUGGAUGCCGCGGGUUUCACUACAACACCAAUCAUCGUCGGAGCUACGGAGGGUAGCGUAAAGGGGACCAUCGAACUCUGCAAGGAGUCUGCAGCAGCUGGCGGGGAUUACGUAUUACUACUACCCCCAAGCUACUUUCGUGCGCAAAUGGACGAGGAGGCUAUAGUCGGUUAUUUUACCGCCGUAGCAGACGGGAGUCCAUUACCAAUUGUCUUAUACAACUACCCCGGCGCAGUUGCCGGCAUCGAUAUGGACUCGGAUCUCCUCAUCAAGCUUGCCGAACACCCCAAUAUAAUUGGAACAAAGUUCACAUGCGGCAGCACUGGCAAACUUACUCGUGUAGCAUUGGCCACCAAUGCGAAGACCCCUACCUCGGAAGGUAGUGGAUAUAUGGCGUUCGGUGGCAUAUGUGACUUCACAGUCCAGACACUGGUAUCGGGAGGAAGCGGAAUUAUCGCAGGCGGUGCAAAUGUCAUGCCCAAGCUUUGCGUCAAGGUAUGGAAUCUAUACGCCGAAGGGAAGAUAGACGAGGCCAUUGCGUUGCAAAAGGUGCUCUCACGGGGUGACUGGUUCUUGACCAAGGCGGCGAUCGCGGGAACGAAGCAAGCGAUUCAGUCCUAUUUCGGUUACGGCGGUUACCCCCGGCGCCCGCUCAAACGUCUCGAGAAGGCCAGAAUCGAGUCCAUAGCGGAGGGAAUAAGGGAAGCGAUGGAAGUCGAAAAGUCAUUGUAA